This is a messenger RNA of Priapulus caudatus, 2769 nucleotides long. Its product is annotated as piggyBac transposable element-derived protein 4-like. Bases 1711 to 2769 code for a protein of 352 amino acids. Lineage: Eukaryota; Metazoa; Priapulida; Priapulimorpha; Priapulimorphida; Priapulidae. The transcript is spliced from 2 exons. The record is from RefSeq and is a predicted model, not a curated record.
UCUUGGAUUUUUUCGGACCAAGUUUCGAACUCGUAUAUUGAGCAAUUUUACAAUAUUCAUUAUUCUGACUCUGUUGUAACAAAGCUCUAAAACAAAUUCAUUCAUUCAUUUCAUUCAGAAACUAAAGAAGAAAACUCUUCGAUAUCAACCCACUUGGAAGGAAAAGUACCCAUGGAUUGUGGAGGCGUCUAAUGUAGGCGUCCUUUGUAAAAUAUGUGUGACUGCAAAGAAACAGGGAUUACUGAGUACAGCAGAUGGUCGGUGUGAGAAUACCUUUAUCUCUGCGGGGUUUGUCAAUUGGAAAAACGCUUUACUCUGCUUCCAGAAGCAUGAAAAGAGCACUGUACAUGCAUUUGCCUGUGCUCAGCUGGAGCAUAAAUCCAAAUCUCCAGCUAUCAACCUACAACUGUCGAGCAAGGUGCGUGCUGAUCAAGCUACGGCAUUCUGUAUGCUGAAAAAGAUAAUCAGUUCCAUCCGUUAUCUGGCGAGACAGGGACUUGCAUUACGCGGUCAUGAGCACGACGAGGGAAAUUUUCAGGAGUUAUUGAAUCUUAGGGAGGAGGAUUGUCUGGACCUAAAAGUGUGGCGAAACGAAAGAUACAAGAAUUUCACUUCCUGGGCAGUUCAGAAUGAAUUGCUAGAAUUGAUGGCACAUUCUAUCAUCCGCACAAUCUGCGUUGACAUUCGCAAGGCAAGAGCAUUUGCUACAAUAGUUGAUGGAACAACAGAUAUCACUGUACAAGAGCAAGAAUCAAUUGUUGUGCGUUACACUGAUGCUGAUCUUGUGCCCCAUGAAGUAUUUUUUUUUUUUGCACAGAACAGUGGCACAACAGGGGAAGCACUAUCAGCCAUGCUACUUGAUGUAUUGAUUCGUCUCAACCUACCACUGUCAACUUUACGUGGACAAACAUAUGAUGGGGCCAGCAGCAUGAGUGGCAAAUUCAACGGCACACAGGCUUUGAUUGCUAGUCAACAACCAUUGGCCAUUUAUGUGCAUUGUCUGAUGCAUGCAGGGAACCUCGUAGCUCAAGAAGCGAUGGAAUCCUCUGGUGUUGUCCAAGAUGCGGCAUCAUUGACAAAUGAAGUUGCUGCUACCUGCAACCGAUCAACCAAAUUAACCGCCAUUCUCCGGGGCAUUCAGUCACAGAAGCAUGACCGUGCCAGCCUGCGUCCACUGUGCCCAACAAGAGUUCUAGUUAGAGGAGCUGCUUUAACCCUUUGACUGCCAACCGCGGGAUAUCCCGCGGUUUUUACUUCCGGUAUUUUCUCUUGAAUAAAACGCUCAAUUCAGUGCAGUUUUGACGUCAUAUCCUGCAGCUUUGUUCUCUCAACAGUUUUCGCGAAAUUUCCCUGGUUUAUUUGCUGUUUUCUUCGGAUUUUUUUUGUUUACCUGCAGUUAUGAAUGUUGAGACUCUACUCCUAUAUUUACAGGUACUUACAUGUGAACCUAAGCCGUAAUUUACUACGUUUGCGUGUGCAUGUGCGUGUGUGUGUGUGUGUGUGUGAUGUUGUUCCUAUUCAUGCUGUACUAGUCUAACAUCUCUCUGUGUAGGCCAAGAAGGCGUUUGUGCUCUGCUACCAGAAAAUGCCACAGCACUAGACUACUUUGCAAACAUUUUCCCUGAGAGUAUUUGGAAUCUGCUAACAACAGAAACAAACCGAUAUGCUACUCAGCGAGGCAGGUAUUUUGAGCAAACGACUGCACAAGAAAUGAAGGCUUUUAUUGGUUUGGUUCUGGCAAUGGCCAUACAUAAGCUGCCACAAAUCAACAAUUACUGGAGUUCAAACUGGGUGCUGAAUGUGCCGCAGUUCUGUCAGGUGUUUACAACAAAAAGAUUUUGGGCACUUUGGUCGAACAUUCAUCUCGUCAACAAUGAGACAGCCUUGCCACGGGAUCAUGCUGAUCAUGACAGGUUAUUCAAAGUAAGGCCUAUUCUCAAUAUUUUGACAAGAACAUUUGAAGAUAACUAUUCCCCAGGCCAGUGUGUAGCUGUCGAUGAAAGCAUGGUUAGGUUCAAAGGUCGCUCUUCUCUCAAACAAUACAUGCCCAUGAAACCUAUCAAAAGAGGUUUCAAAGUGUGGUCAGCCUCAUGCUCUUGUUGUGGGUACUUAUACGGUUUUCAGGUAUAUACUGGUAAAGUACCUGGAUCAGAAAGCAAAGGUAUGGCACACCGUGUGGUAGCUGAUCUGACACUACCAUUACUUGCUGGUAAAAACCACAUUGUGUAUGUAGACAACUUUUUUACAUCGUUGCCACUGAUUACAGAACUUCAUCAGAAUUCUGUGUAUUUGUGCGGUACAUAUCGAGCAUCACGUGUGGGCUUUCCACGGGAGCUACAGGACAGUAAUGCAAUCAAAAGGUUAGAGAGAGGUAACAGUAUCAUGAUGGUCAAAGGAGAAAUUGCAGCUUGUGUCUGGAAGGACAAAAAACCUGUGUAUGUUGUUUCCAAUGCACACUGCCCAAGAAUCAUAACGAAUGUCAAACGGAGGACCCAUGAUGGUAGCCGUAUUCAAGUGAGUAGUCCACAGAUGGUAUCUGAGUACAACAAUUACAUGGGUGGUGUAGACCUGCUUGACCAGAUGAAAGGCUGCUAUGGCUACUCUCGCAAGUCUAAACGCUGGUGGCUGAGACUUUUAUAUCACUUUGUGGACGCUUGGCAUGACAAACUCAUUCAUGCAUCUAACCUCCAUAGUUACCAGUAUUACUGGCAUCCACCGAUGCUUGUAGUCGUCCCAAAAACAGCUGAUCAUCGCUGUGAACUGAUUUGA